AGGGCAGCACCCACGGCCGUGUAUGUGCGGGGCCAGCAGGGAACCGCCGCUGGAACGAGAAAGUCAUGACGGUGAAGGAGGUGACUCUGAUCGGUCUGUGUGAUGGGGAGCUGGACUGUAAGAAAUACCAGUCCUCAUAUCUGACCAACAAAGUCGGCGGUCAGCCGGACUGGUGGCCGGUGGUCCCCCGGCAGCCCCCCCGCUGUGGCCGCUGCGGAGCCCCGUUAGCACAGGUGGUGCAAGUGUACUGCCCGCUGGAGGCGUCCCCCUACCACAGGGACCUCCACCUGUUCGCCUGCCCGGGUGCUGAGUGCAGCGGCAGGGCAGACUGUUGGAGGGUGCUCCGCUCUCAGUGUCUGGAGACUGAGGUGACGGCAGCUCAGACAUCCAGCCGGCCCGCCCCGGCCCAGGAGGCGUCUCUGUCGGCCACUGACUGGUGUGAAGCCGCUGAUGACUGGGGGAUGGAGGAAGGGGAUGAUGGGUGGGGAGGAAGCUUGAAGAAGGAAAGCCAGGUUCAGGAGAAGGCAGCAGCUCCCGAGACAGAAGCAGUCAGUGAGAUGGAUGUCAGCAGCAGACUUCAGGAUCUCUGUCUGGGAGGAUCACAGGAAGACGUUCCCGUCUUCCGUCCGUUCUUCAUCAGUGUGAUGGAGGAAUCGGAUCUGUGUGGAGAGGAAGGCGACCUGGAACACGCCCAGAAGCUGCUGAGGGAGUACGAGAGGAGAGAGGGGGUGACGGUAGGAGAGGUGGAAGGUGACGAGGGCGGCGGGGAGGAGAAGUACGAGAAAACCAAAGCCCGACACGGAGACGCCGUCUUCUCCAGGUUCAUGAAGAAGAUCUCGCUGUGUCCUCAACAGAUCCUGCGCUACUGCCGCGGCGGGAAACCUCUGUUCAUCUCCGAGCCGCCGUCCAACCUGGCUCAGGUGGUGUCGGCGUGCGGCUCCUGCGGAGGAUCCAGGACGUUUGAGCUGCAGCUGAUGCCGGCGUUGGUCAGUCUGCUGCGGGGGAAGGACGGCGGCGCUGAGGUGGAGCUGGAGUUCGGGACGGUGCUGGUUUAUACCUGCACCAACAGCUGCUGGACGGCCGGCUCACACUCACCUGUGGAGGAGUUCUGCUUUGUUCAGAUGGACCCAGACCAGCAGCUUUUUAAAUGACUGGAAUGAACAUUAGUCUUAUUUUGCUUUGUGCACUAAAAUUGAAACGAAGAAAGAAGAAAGAAUCUAAAACCGAAUAUGAUUUCUGAGUUUUCAAAGAAUCUAAGAAAUCCCCCGAUUAAAUCACAUCCGUUGUUUUACACGCUGUGCAGAGGAAGUCUGACAGAGCCGAAGAUGUUAAAAGAGCAGAUCGACACUGAAUCACAGACGGAAGAAAUAUGCUGCUACAGGUUUUAAACUUUAAACAGGAAACACACCCAAUCAAUCACACAAGAGAAGAAGUGAAAGAAUAAAUUUGGAGCCAAACCAACAAUGAACUGAUCUACUAACAAGUAUUGUGUGUGUAUCCAAAGCCUGAUAUAUUUUAUUC
Thunnus maccoyii (southern bluefin tuna) is the source of this 1521-nucleotide messenger RNA. It is a transcript of the gene pdcd2l, whose product is annotated as programmed cell death 2-like. The transcript has 3 exons. NCBI's taxonomy places the organism in Eukaryota, Metazoa, Chordata, Actinopteri, Scombriformes, Scombridae. Gene Ontology annotation, cellular component: cytoplasm. The coding region runs from base 66 to 1151 and encodes 361 amino acids. The record is from RefSeq and is a predicted model, not a curated record.